Messenger RNA from Sclerotinia sclerotiorum 1980 UF-70, 1170 nucleotides. RefSeq lists its product with no specific name. The transcript is spliced from 2 exons. The record is from RefSeq and is a predicted model, not a curated record. Bases 1 to 1170 code for a protein of 389 amino acids. Lineage: Eukaryota; Fungi; Ascomycota; Leotiomycetes; Helotiales; Sclerotiniaceae.
AUGAGAUCUACAAAGAAAGAUGACAUGAAAGACAAAUCCUCCCAUAAAUAUUUUGCUCGUAGAUGGGUUCGAUCCCAAACAACUCGCAGUUAUAUCUCACCUUAUAAAGCAUUCGCCAAUCCCGCUCCACGCAAGCAUAACUCGUCUUCCGCCAAGCCUCCAAGGAAAUAUACAUUCCCUUAUAACAAGCCUAUUAUGCCCACACCAACCCCUCAAGCUCAAGAUCCAGCUCCAGCUCCAGCUCCAGCUCAACCAACCACCAACCCCAGCAUCCAAGAUCCCCGAUUUUCCUUCACCUACAUCCUUAACACCCCAACUACCCACCCCCAUAACCACCAAACUACCACUUUCCAAAAUCUCCCCUCGAAAAUCCGCCGCAGAAUAUGGAACUACUCACGCUCCCGUACAAUUGGUAUCACCAUAUCCUCAGAUCACAUAAGUAGUCGCUCACCCAGUCCCGUAACCUUCCGCAUCAAUCGGGAAAGUCGGAACGCAAGAAAAAUCCACUAUAAACACCAUCCGAGCUUUUAUAUUCUCGGUACAGAAGAUACUGAAAAAAUUCAUUAUCCGUUUUUUGACCCGGAGGUUGAUAGUGUGGUGGUAGUAGAUGCGUUGAUGGGAGGUAAUGCGGCGAUGAAUAAGAUUGUUGGGGUCAUUGAAGCGGAUGCUGGGUCUAGUGGUAGCAGGUCUAGUAUUUUUCGUGAUGGGUGUAGAGAGAUGGAUUGGGAUUUUGGGGAUCCUUUGGAUGUGGUUCAAUCUUUGCAUAUUCCUGCUCAUGCUUGGAAUUGGGGAGAUAUUGGUAGGACUCUGAGGGAAAAUAUGAGGUUUAGAAAUUUAAGGGAAAUUGUUUUGCAGGGUAGAGAGAUAGGAUUGAUUACUAAAGAAGAUAUUGGGAGGUGUAAAGAGGUUCUGAAUGCUUGCUUCGAGAAUUGUGUGGAGGAAAUUGCGGAGGACGAGAAUAGUAAUGCCGGAACUCGUCGAACACAUCCGGGAGAAGUGGAAGCGAAACCCCUUCCGAGAAGGAGAAUAAAAGUUCCUGAAAUCAAGAUCUUUAUGCCCAAGGCUCUCGGUCAUAAAUGGAUGUUCGAAGAAGAGAGGUUAGGGAUGGAAUCAAUUGAAGAAAGGAAAUGGGUGAUGAAUUUUAUUAGGAAGGUUAAAGCAGAUCGUUGA